CUAAAUAACGACACAAAAACGAACAAGACCACACAACUCUGAUGAGAAUAAAAAAAUUGAAUAGAGCUUUGCCCUAAUAAAAUGUGUAAAGAGUGGUAAAUUGGCACACAAUUCUCCAAGCGCAUAGCAAAUAAUUGUCAACAAACUAUUGCAUCAUCUGCAAAAUUGGCUUAUAUCUGCUGGUUCCAUCGAUUUGGAGCAAUUAUCCAUAUAACAAAUAUAUAUAUUAUACUGUAAAAAAAAAUGACUGCCCCGCGACGUCUGCGCAAGGAGCUGGUAGAUUUGCAGGAAAGCAGCUUAAAAUCGUUUCGCGAUAUCAAGGCCGACGAUGAUAAUCUGCUGCGCUGGACGGGCCUGAUUGUGCCCGACAAUCCGCCGUACAACAAGGGCGCCUUUCGCAUCGAAAUCAAUUUUCCGGCAGAGUAUCCCUUUAAGCCACCAAAGAUAAGCUUCAAAACGAAAAUCUAUCAUCCGAACAUCGAUGAGAAGGGCCAGGUGUGUCUGCCCAUCAUCAGUACCGAGAACUGGAAGCCAGCGACCCGCACGGAUCAAGUCGUCCAGGCGCUGAUAGCAUUAAUUAACGAUCCCGAGCCAGAGCAUCCGUUGCGCGCCGAACUGGCCGAGGAGUUUCUCAAGGACAAGAAGAAGUUUGUGAAGAACGCCGAGGAUUAUACCAGGAAACACAGCGAAAAGCGUCCGGCUGAUUAGUCCAACGAUGCGGAGGAUGAAGAUGUGGAGGAGGAGGAGGAGGAAUCGGAAUCGGAGUCGGCACCCAGCAACAGCAAACGAAGCCGAUUAGUAAAUCCAAACUGAAAAACGCCGAACGAGUAAAGGAAUUAAAAGCAUUAAACAAACAUUAACACACGAAAUUGCGUAGAAGAUAACGAUGGAAACAAAUAUCACAUAUACUGAUUCAUAAUAUGUGUGUUAACUGAAGCCGGUAGCAAUAAUACCCUGUUUAUACUACGGGUCCUUGUCAAAUUUGUAUAAACUCGAGUAAUACUUGUAGUAGACACUAAUUUUCAUUAAUUGUUUUUUAAAUAUUAAAACAAACAAAAAUUCAAUGUGUAAACGAAAAUCAUUAUAAUCAACAAUUAUUUAUGUUUAAACAAGAACAAGAACAACAAAGAACAGUGAUCGCCAUAAAAUUGGAACUUUCCAGAAAUUAGAAUCGUUAAUUCUUAUUAUCAAAAA
Molecule: messenger RNA, 1194 nt
Organism: Drosophila grimshawi
Lineage: Eukaryota; Metazoa; Arthropoda; Insecta; Diptera; Drosophilidae
Gene: Ubc10
Product: ubiquitin-conjugating enzyme E2-18 kDa
Exons: 1
Coding region: 244-708 (154 amino acids)
Source: RefSeq, a predicted model, not a curated record